AUGCUGUUCUCUUUUUUUUCGUCUCAGUUUUUUAUCAUAAGUCAAUUUAAAUACUGGUCUUCUCUAGAAUUCCUCUCAAUUACCGCCAUAAACUGCUUUUUUUUUAUUUUUUUUAAAACAACUGUUAAAAACGAAGUAAACCAUUCAGAUUCGUAUUGGAGCGAAUGGGGAGGUUGGAGUGUUUGCUCUGUAUCUUGCGGUGGUUGCGGUAUCCGAAUGCGUGUUCGGGCUUGUUACGGAAUCAGUCAGCAGUGCAGUGGUCCGAACAUCGAACGACAGAAGUGCGGAUUUGAACGAUGCCCUCUUGUACCACAUAUAGUUGAAUGUCGUGGGCGUAUAGUACUACCGUGCGAUCUGAUGAAUCAGCUAAAGUUCAGUUUUCUGGAUGGAAGCAGCAUUAAAUACAUGUCAUCAAUCAGAGGUCUAACUUUUCCUUUUGCCAAAUGA
This is a messenger RNA of Enterobius vermicularis (human pinworm), 447 nucleotides long. The record is from the annotation of a GenBank genome assembly. Lineage: Eukaryota; Metazoa; Nematoda; Chromadorea; Rhabditida; Oxyuridae.